AUGCGCGUACCAGUCACUACGGUACUCUUGCUCGCUCUCAUCUCUGACCCCAGUCUGGCCGUGCCGGCUCUGGUCGAGCGAGCUGGGGCCGAUACCGUCGCUCCUUUUCAAGGCCCUUCGGCCCUCGACGCAGCCAAGGCGCCACCAUCGUCGAAUGUAGCACCAUUCCAGGCUGCCGGCUCAUCGCCGGGUCCCUUCCAGGGUGGCCCACCAGCCGCAGCUAGGGCUCCAGACCAGGGUACACCCGGCGGCGGAACCGGUGCUGCAGGAGCGGGUGCGGGUGCGGGUGCUGGUGGUACUCCCCCCGCUACUGGUGGUGCUGGUGCUGGUGCUGGUGCUGGUGCUGGUGCUGGUGGUACUGCCCCCAAGGCUGGUGGCACGGGUGCUGGUGCUGGUGCUGGAACUGGUGGCACUCCCCCCGCUACCGGUGGUGCUGGAGCUGGUGGUAGUCCCCCCGCUACCGGUGCUGGUACUGGUGCUGGUGGUGGUGCUGGUGGUACUGCCCCCAAAUCUGGGGGCACUCCCCCCACGACUGGCGGUGGUGCUGGUGGUGCGGGUGGCGUUGGUGGUGGUGGUGGUGCUGGUGCUGGUGGAACUACUCCUCGGCCUGGCGGGACCACCCCGGCUACUGGCGGUACUGGUGGUACCGGUGGCACUGGUGGUACUGGUGGUGUUGGUGCUGGUACUGGUACGGGUACUGGUACUGGUACUGGUACUGGUACUGGUACUGGUACUGGUGGGACUACUCCCCGGCCUGGCGGGACCAGCCCCUCGACUGGUGGUGGUGCCGCGGCUCCUCGGCCGAGGCCUGCUCAACCAGGAACAAAUGGACUCCCCCCAGCCUCGGGUACGUUCCGCGGCGACCCAAACGCGAAAAACGGUAGAAAGAAGAACCGAGCCGGCCUCCUGGGUCUCUUGGGAGGAGCCGGGAACAGGGCCGGGGCGGGAGCUGGAGCCGGAGCCGGGGCUGGUGGCCUCGGCGCACUACUGGGUGCGGGCGCUGCAAGGCAGGGUGCGGGUGGUGCAGGUGGCGGCGGUCUCGGCGCACUACUAGGUGGGGGUGCUGCAAGGCAGGGUGCUGGUGGUGGUGCCGGCGGCCUUGGUGCAUUGCUGGGAGCCGCCGGCGGUGCGGGUGGUGGUGCAAGGCAGAGCGCUGCAAGACAGGGUGCAGGUGGUGCAGGUGCCGGCGGUCUUGGUGCACUACUAGGUGCCGGCGGCGGUGCAGGUGCCGGCGCAAGGCAGGGUGCCGGUGGUGCCGGCGGCCUCGGUGCAUUGCUGGGUGGUGCUGGAGGUGCUUAG
This is a messenger RNA of Pyricularia pennisetigena, 1299 nucleotides long. RefSeq lists its product as uncharacterized. The transcript has a single exon. The record is from RefSeq and is a predicted model, not a curated record. Lineage: Eukaryota; Fungi; Ascomycota; Sordariomycetes; Magnaporthales; Pyriculariaceae. Bases 1 to 1299 code for a protein of 432 amino acids.